GGUGAAUCAGCUGAGUUUCUGCCGGGUGCCAGCAUUGGUUGGCGCCUAUAAUGGCCAAAAUUCCUCGCGCGUCUAAACGUUGUCCAGAUAUGCUGUCUAGGUAGGCAGUUCACUAGGUUCUAACUUCUGAAACAGCCUAUGAGAGUUCAAGAGGACCUGUUGCGCUGUAGUUUCUUGAGUGAUGGGAAUACCCCUCACUCUUCCGUUAGUUAUGCGUAAGUACGAUGAGCAGACUGUCAAGCGGCUCCGACAAUGCGCAAGUGCUCAGCUGCAUUUUACUUCACUCUGGGUUUCAUAUCUCUCUGUACAACCGAAGCGUCAACAGCAUCCUGUGACUGCCAAAACGUGAACUUAUUGAAAGAUAAAUGUAACAACACAGAAGGAGUCUAUGAUUUGACAUGCUUCAUGAAACAUACUAAAUCUGAUGGUGUGUACAUCUGUGAAUGGAAAAAUGAAGGAAACAUAUCAACACUCUAUGCACUACAGAGGAAAUGCAGAUGUGUAACUGUACAUAAGAAGAAUGCAAAUGCAUGGAUUUCCGAUACCUUUGAUGUGAUAGGUGGGAAAUUAAUAGCUCACGUAAUUGCAAACACUGAAGAUCAGAGCAGGUGCAGCUACAAAUACUUCAGUGGAAAUUCAUCACAGUUGACAAGGUGUGGUCCUCCUUCAAAACAGAACGUAACUUUUAAAAGAAGCUCAGGCCAUUUGUCUGUUGAAGUGGACUGGGGAGAUGAAAGAACAUAUAUUGAAAAAUUCUUUGUAAAAUAUAGAGAAUUCAGCGCUACAAUGUGGAAAGAGCAAGUGUCUAAAAACAACAGAGAAUUUAUUAUAUGGAAUUUGACUUCUCUGUCCUACGAGUUGCAAAUACAUUGUGUUCACAAUGCAAACUGUGCACAGUGUCCUCUCAGUGAGGUCAUCGUGGUCCCACAGGAGCUCACAGAUGCACCAUCAAUCAAAUGGGAAAUUCAAGACGAUAUACAAAAGCAUUUAAUAUCUGCAGGACAGAGAAAAGUGGUCGUGAUGUGGGAGUAUGCAAACAGUGAGGCUGUGGCUGACUACAAUGUGACAGUAAGGAAAGUAUCCGGGGAACCCAUUAAUCAGAACAGUUUCAACAUUAAAGAUACAUCUCUCAACCUGAUCCUGUCUUACUCCGCAUACAGCAUCAGUGUCAGGGCUUUAAACAGUGCUGGAUCGUCUCCCAUUUCCAGCAUAGCCAUUGAGAAAAUGGAUGAGUGGAGAGAUUCAUUUGGACUGCUCAGUGUUAACAUAACCAGAAACAACAGUUUCAGUCUCUCCUGGAGCAGCUCUGUCUCUAGCGUGUGUUAUUCUGUGGAGUGGUGGGCCAAAGGACAGAUACCAGCUUUCCGACCAUUCUAUGAGAAGCGGGCGCACAGAGAAAUAACUGACAUAACUGAGAGCAUUUUUCAGCCCUAUACGAGAUAUUAUUUCUUCCUGCACACCAGACCAGACGCGGACACCUGCAACAUGAAGAAUGUGAACAACAGUGAGAUGACAUAUGGCACAGCCCAAGCUUAUUUGAGUGAAGGAAGUCCUAUUAGUGCUCCUGGGAAUGUGAGCAUUUUGAAUAUUACCCAGCAUUCCUCAGUGAUCACGUGGAGUCCUGUGUCUGAGGAAGACUUGCGAGGAUUCUUAUUAGGCUACUACAUCUACUACACAGAGGACAAUAAUGAAAUACCCUUGGAAGUGGAUCCCAGCAUAAACAGAUUUGAGCUGCUGAAUCUUGAAAGCAACAGAGCGUACCGCGUGCAGCUGUCUGCAUUUACAGCAGCUGGAGAAGGACAGCGCAGUGAUUUCAAACACUUUGAAACAAACCCGCCGGAAUUUAUGGCUUUGAGCAGCAUUAUAGCUGCGGUGAUUGUGGGAAUAAUCAUUCUUUUACUAGCGGUUCACCUUAGCUGUCGGCUUCUGCACAGAGCCAAGAAACUGAUGUGGCCCAGCAUACCAAAUCCUGAGAACAGCAAUGCUGUUCAGAAAAUUGAAAUUGCCUAUGAAUUGGGUAUCCUGGAGCCACUGAACAGACAGAGGUUAGAGGAGAGUGAGGGAUGUGAUUCCAGUACAGUGUGUGUUGUUGAGAGCAAAAGGGAGGCGACUCCUCUCAGCAGUCCUCCCUUUUCUCAGACUAGUGUUAAGCCCACCAUCCUCCUCCUCAGUGAAGAUGAGGACAUCCUAGACGAGAUCGCACCCCUAGACACCCCAACACAAUUCCCCACCAGAGAGUCUGUUUCGACAGAGACCUUUCCUAUGGACUUCAUUAAGACAGACUUAACUCUGAGCACUUCUGUUGACAAUGACGUCACAAGCUUAGAAAGCAAAGAACCUAGACUGACCAUCUCCAACAUGACACGAUCGGACUUCAUCCCAGCAUCCCAACCUGCUGUUGUUUUCAUGAGUGAUUACACCACCAUGGAGAUCUUCCAGCAGGUCACUAUGACUGGGAUUCAGAGUCCAUCCAUCCAAAGAGUGAAUCAGGAAUUUGUUCCUGUACAUCCAGAGAAGGAUUAUAUUCGGCAGUCCUGUUUUGCAAGAAAUAGACAGUCUAAUAACCCAUCAGGGGCAUGUAAUGGUGCUGGAGUUUUGAACCCAGAAGUCACAGUGCUCUGAAAUGCUUUUAUCCAGUGAUUUACAGAACAGUUACAAAGACAAUCACUCUUCUUGCAACCCGAGUUGUGAAGCUGCGUUUAAGGGUACAACAUUCAUUGUCCUGCUCCUGACUUUAGCCACUACUCAACGCCUCCAAUAAAAGAUGGAAUUUGUCACUUUUAAUGGCAGUGGAUUGGACCCAAGGCUUUUAAUUCUGAAACACCAGUGUUCAUGACAGACACUCCUACAUCAAUGACACAGCCCUAGCUGUACCUUAAAAGGGCUGUUCCAUCUAAGGCUAGAUUCACACUGUCAGUCCAAAUCCAUUUAUUUGUGUAUCCAAUUGGAAUCUGAUCUAAAUGAUUGACUGUCCACACUGUGUAUUGCAACUGUUCAGAUCCUAUUUGCAGUGCUGGGUAGUAACUGAUAAUUUGUAAUCUGGAUUACAUAAUCAGAUUCCAAAAAUUAAAUACUUGUAAUUAGAUUAUAUUACUUUUACUAUAUUACUACAGUUACUUUUUAUUGAUUACAUAAUAUUUACAAAAUGUCAAUAAAUUAUUCAUAAUUAUACUUAUAUUUAUCGAUUCUCCCAUUUUUUUUUAUCUUUUAAAGGGUUAGUUCACUCAAAAAUGAAAUUUCUGUCAUUAAUUAAUCACCCCCAUGUCAUUCCACACCCGUAAGACCUCCG
Molecule: messenger RNA, 3289 nt
Organism: Megalobrama amblycephala (Wuchang bream)
Lineage: Eukaryota; Metazoa; Chordata; Actinopteri; Cypriniformes; Xenocyprididae
Product: leukemia inhibitory factor receptor
Exons: 16
Coding region: 253-2622 (789 amino acids)
Biological process (GO): cytokine-mediated signaling pathway
Cellular component (GO): signaling receptor complex; external side of plasma membrane
Molecular function (GO): cytokine binding; cytokine receptor activity
Source: RefSeq, a predicted model, not a curated record